AUGAAGAGGGAAGUGCUGAAAAUUCAGGGACUACUCGUGCCCCACCAUGUGGUGCCCAUUAAGGGCGAUGGCUCCUGCCUGUUUCGUGCGCUCUCCUUUCUGAUCUUCAACUCGCAGAAGCAAGCACCGCUGGUGCGUCGGCAGAUUGUUCAGCUGGUGGCCAGCGAUUGGCACUCAUUUGGCAUACUAUCGCACGAUGCAAACGGCGAUAACUAUCGCAGCUCAGCUGACUAUCUGGAGGAGAUGUCGCAGCCAUACUGCUAUGGCGGCUACUGUGAACUGAAGGCCGCCGCGCGCAUUUAUAACUACCGCUUUGAGGUCUUUCGCUCCGGCGAGCUGUACGCGGAUGCCGGCAACCAUGGUCGAGCCGUGCGACGUUUGAGAUUCACUCGAGAUUUAUCCUGCGGCCACUUCGAUGCCUACGUGCCAGCGUAG
Molecule: messenger RNA, 435 nt
Organism: Drosophila guanche
Lineage: Eukaryota; Metazoa; Arthropoda; Insecta; Diptera; Drosophilidae
Product: OVARIAN TUMOR DOMAIN-containing deubiquitinating enzyme 10-like
Exons: 1
Coding region: 1-435 (144 amino acids)
Biological process (GO): protein deubiquitination
Molecular function (GO): cysteine-type deubiquitinase activity
Source: RefSeq, a predicted model, not a curated record